AUGACUUUAGCUAGCCAUUUUACACUGAGUAAGACACAAAGUCCCAAGACUGAAUCUGAAUUCAUUAAGAUGGAAAAAAUACCUUAUGCCAAUGUGAUAGGAUCAAUCAUGUACGCCAUGAUUAGCACCAGACCUGACCCAUCUUAUUCCAUUUCACUUCUUAGCCGUUUUAUGUCCAAUCCAAGUAUAGAACACUGGUUAGCAUUGAAAUGGUUAAUGAAAUAUAUUAAUAGUACAAUAUAUGUUGGGUUGGAAUAUAAGAAAAGAGGAAACUCGCUUGAUCUUGUGGGAUAUGUAAACUCUGAUUUUGCAGGAGACAUGGACACAAGGAAGUCUACCACCUCAUACUACUUCACAUUGGGAGGAAAUUGCAUAAGCUGGAAGUCCCAGCUUCAACCCAUUGUUGCUCUCUCUUCCAUUGAAGCAGAAUGCAUUGCUAUAGCAGAUGUCUUCAAAGAAGGAUUAUGGCUUAAGGGGAUUCUAUCUGAGGUGGAGUUGAUUGAUGAGAAGACAGCAGUGUUUUCGGACAGCCAAAGUGCAAUUCACUUGAGUAGAAAUCCAGUAUACCACGAAAGGACGAAGUACAUGGAUGUUAGAUAUCAUUUCGUGAGGGAUUUAGCAGCUAAAGGAAUCAUAGACAUGAAGAAGAUAUCAACUGAGGACAAUCCAGCUGACAUGGGCACAAAGGUAGUAGUUGUUACAAAGUUCAAACAUCGUUUGAACUUGCUGUUUAUAAAAUAA
Molecule: messenger RNA, 741 nt
Organism: Pistacia vera
Lineage: Eukaryota; Viridiplantae; Streptophyta; Magnoliopsida; Sapindales; Anacardiaceae
Product: secreted RxLR effector protein 161-like
Exons: 1
Coding region: 1-741 (246 amino acids)
Source: RefSeq, a predicted model, not a curated record